AUGAGCUACAAGAUUUCCUUCGAUGGCGGCGUUGUUGCUGUGUGUGGACCCCUACAGAGCUGGCUACGGGGCAGUCAAAUGUCUUGUAAAGGAACUCCCUCCGCUUGCAAGUCAAAACAAAUCCCGCGAAUCUUUCGUAAUCGACGAGGUUUGUGUUCGGUUCGCGGUUGGACGCACGGAGAGGUCGGCAUUGUGGGUGGAUCGGUAGGUUACAACCAAUUAAGUUUGCUGUCGGUUUCGCCGGAUGAAGACAAAAGGGAAGAAACAAAUAAAAAAGGAAAACAGAAAGCAAGGAGCAACGACGAAACUGUACAGUAUCACGAGAGAGUGUGGAUUGAGAGUAAUCAAGUGACGAACAAUAGUGUUACGGGUGAGACGAACGUUGACGGAAUCGGUAAAACUGCCGAUGUCGAGACUGUAGCCGACAUUGAGAAAUGGUUAAAAACGCGCACAGAAUCCGUGUCGAGUAUGGAUCUCGAUGCGAUCAAGUCUGGAGUCGAGGAGGGCGUCGACCGGUACCUGGGCGAGGAACUCCAGCACGCUUUUCUGGAAAAGGACCCUGACGGAUUGUCAAUCGAUAUUGAUCUGUCUGACAAGAAACUUAAUUUAGGUUAUGAUCCUUUACUUCAGGAGCUCCAAAAUGAGAAGCUGCUUGAUGAAAAGGAUAGCUUUAUACUACCAGAAUUUCAGUUGGAUCAUUUGGAUCCAUUGGCGUUGUCGCCGGAUGACAUGAUGGUUGCCGGUGAAAUUUUGCCGUCGACAAGUGCUCAACCUACUUUAAGUGUCCCUAAUAGGGAUGUCGAAGGAAUGUGUACAGAGACUGAACAAACUUCAUUAAUGAAAAAAGCCAUGAUCACAGAUAAUCACGAAUUGCAGAGCAAGUCUACGCAAGUUGUUGUAGAUGAUUUGCAUAAUAUAGAUAACGUGAAUAAAGAAGUUGAGUUGCAAAAGGACAAUAGCUUAUGCAAUGAUACUACGAAUCUCUAUGUGCAGGAUCUCAAUUCAGAAAAUACCAUACAAGAGUUGUCAGAUACAAAACUAGUUGAUGAUGAUUCUGAAACUGCUAUAAUUGAACAAUUAAAAACUAAAGGUAAGGCAAAAUUAGAACCACGUAUUAUUAAGAAACGUAAAAGGAUAUCAGAUACAGCAGACAAAAAAUUAGACAAUGAAAUUAAGAUAUCGGGAGAAGAUAUCGUGGAUACUGAAGAUGGUGUUAUGGCUGUUGUAGCCAUAUCAACGGAUAAAAUUUCAAAUAUGACACAAAUUAUUAUAAAUACUGGUACAGAAGAACAGAUUUAUCAAGGAAAAACUUCUGAGCUCUUGGAAGCUACAGGAAAUUUUCCAAAAUUACCAAAAAUAGAAACUUCAGCUGUAUGGAAUGACACAGUGGAACAUGGUACAGAAAAUCCUAGUAAUCAGCAUGAAAUGAUAAUAUCUAAUGCUUUAGAAGAAUUAGGUAUUACAGAUGAUAAUUUACAACCAAUAUCUGUUAAUGAGCAUGGGAAAAUAUGGCUUUGUCCACGUGAUGAUUGUAAUAGACAGUUCAGCAAACUGUAUGCUCUAAAAGGGCAUUUAUUAGCACACUAUGGUGUAAGACCUUUUAAGUGUGAUUUUGAAGGAUGUGCCUGGGCAUUUUAUUCAGAGUUUAAACUCAAAAGACAUAAAGAAACACAUUUGAAACGGAAAGACUAUGUGUGUGAGGUAGAAGGUUGUAAUCGUCGAUUUACUACAAUUUAUAAUUUAUGGAGUCAUGCGAAGUUACACAGUCGUCCAAAUAGGAUACUAUGCCAAGUACCAGAGUGUCAAGAGAAGUUUCAAACAAAAAGAGCUUUGGAACUGCAUAUGAAGACUCAUGAUCAAAGUCAUGCUCCAUAUAUUUGUAAACAUGAAGGAUGUGGUAAAAGAUAUUAUAGUAGUAAUGCUUUAACGUCGCAUCAAAGAUGCCAUAGUUACAAAGAAGUAGACGUAAAAUGCUCAUGGCCAGGUUGCGGUAAAGUGUUUGAUAAGCCUUGUAGGCUAAAGGCACACAUACGUUCGCAUACCGGUUGUAAACCUUACCUUUGUACGUUUCAAGGUUGUCAAUGGGCGUUUUCUUCCUCUAGUAAAUUAAAGAGACACCAAAAGAAACACACUAAUGAACGGAAGUUUGUAUGUGAUGUUCCUUCCUGUGGAAAAGCCUUUAUGAGAUCAGAACAUCUUAAGGAACAUAGAUUAACCCAUAAAGAGGGAAGAUACUUUCAAUGUUUUAUAUGUAAUGCAAAAUUUUCUGCAAAAAGUAGUUUAUACGUUCAUAUAAAAAAGCAUCAGGUUAAGGAAGACAUAGAGAUAAAUACAUAUGAUACCAUCAGUAGCCAAAAACGAAGUAAAGUAAAAGAAAUGCAAUGUUCCAGGGUAAAUCCGGUUGUGAAAUCAAAAAGAAAGUCAAUAGAUCUGAACAUAAAUGUAGGUUGCAUAAAUACAUCAACAGUAACAGAAAAAUCUGACCAUAAUGAUACAAUAUUUCGAAAUAAUAAUGUAAAUCAAACUAAAGAUGAUACAGUGCCUCUACAAGAUCAACCUAAGACUCUAUAUCAUUGUCCAGUUGAAACCUGUACGCGUUCGUAUACUACAAAAGCGACAUUAAGAGCACAUAUGUUAAAAGUACAUGGCACUCCUGUUGAAGAGUGUGAUAAAACCACCAAUAAAAUGUCUGAAGAUUCGGUCUGUAACAUGGAUUACAUUUUAUAUACAGCUCCCUCAGUAUCAGAGCCUACAGAGCAAAUGAUAAUGGUAGCACCUUGUGAUGCAGUUAUUCUUAGUACUUCUUCAGAAACAGAUCGUUCUCUUCCUGAACCGGAACCACCACCUCUUAAUAAUGUAUUGAAAACGUCGGAGUCUUCUUCAAACAUUGCUACACACAAGCAAUUAUCUAAUCAACAUGUGAGAAAAGAUCAGGGUUCCGCACGGACUGAUUUAACUUUUUCCGACGUGUGGAAGUUAAAGACGAAUGGUGCUGUGUUAGAUUCGGUUGUUGGAGCAUCCGAUGUUGUGUUAGGUACAAGUGAUUUAGAAGAGGGUUUAUUACUCACAGAGGAAUUACCUUCAAUGUAUUACCAAGAUGAUGUAGUAGGAACAGAGUAUCAGGUACUGCUACUUGAUUCAGUACCAUCUGAAAAUACUAUAAAUCUGAGGGGACUUGAAUAA
Eufriesea mexicana is the source of this 3183-nucleotide messenger RNA. Its product is annotated as zinc finger protein 184. The record is from RefSeq and is a predicted model, not a curated record. Gene Ontology annotation, cellular component: nucleus. Gene Ontology annotation, biological process: regulation of transcription by RNA polymerase II. Lineage: Eukaryota; Metazoa; Arthropoda; Insecta; Hymenoptera; Apidae. Bases 1 to 3183 code for a protein of 1060 amino acids. The transcript is spliced from 2 exons.